AUGAGACCGCUCAACCAAGCUGUGGGUAAUGCUGGGACAACGAAUUACAAAUCAAAUCGACCGUUAGGAGGUGAGAAAUGUUUCAACUUUUCAUAUAAAGAACCGGAUGUUACCCAUUCUACACCACCUGUAGAACUAGCAAUACAAAGUUUAGGCGAUGGAAAACACAUCUUAGAGAAGGGGUAUGACGGCCAAGUGGACUACAUUUCGGAAUUCUAUCCCAAAAAUAAAGCUGAUAAACUUAUGCACAUGUUGCUGGGAACCCUAAAUUUCGAGGCUCCUUCAAGGAAACGUGGAGGAGAGACCAUUGAACAACCGCGGCUCUCCGUUUGGUACGGACCUAAAGAUACGCCUUACAGUUAUUCCUACGUCACUCUUCAAGCUCGUGAAUUCAGCUCCAAUAGCAUCAUGUAUAGGAUUAAAGCUGAUGUGGAGGAAAAAUUUGGGGUUACUUUUAACUCGUGUCUGGUUAAUUUGUACCGGGAUAAUAAAGACGGAGUUGGAUGGCAUGCUGACGAUGAGAAGUCUCUGGGAGACAACCCUACCAUAGCAUCUCUCAGUUUAGGGGAAACGAGGCGAUUUGAGUUUUGUCGGAAAGAUGAUAAGGAGCGGAAACCAGUUUACGGUUUCCACCUUGUUCAUGGUUCAGGAUUGUUGAUGAAGGGCGAUGUUCAAGAAAGAUGGCUACACACUGUUCCAAGAGAAUAUCACGACAGAAAACCUCGGUUGAACUUAACUUUUCGGACUAUCCAGGAGACCAAGUAA
Messenger RNA from Bolinopsis microptera, 765 nucleotides. Its product is annotated as alpha-ketoglutarate-dependent dioxygenase alkB homolog 3-like. Gene Ontology annotation, molecular function: dioxygenase activity. The coding region runs from base 1 to 765 and encodes 254 amino acids. The transcript has a single exon. NCBI's taxonomy places the organism in Eukaryota, Metazoa, Ctenophora, Tentaculata, Lobata, Bolinopsidae. Gene Ontology annotation, biological process: DNA repair; DNA alkylation repair. Gene Ontology annotation, cellular component: nucleus. The record is from RefSeq and is a predicted model, not a curated record.